Fimicolochytrium jonesii is the source of this 863-nucleotide messenger RNA. RefSeq lists its product as uncharacterized. The record is from RefSeq and is a predicted model, not a curated record. Bases 118 to 747 code for a protein of 209 amino acids. Lineage: Eukaryota; Fungi; Chytridiomycota; Chytridiomycetes; Spizellomycetales; Powellomycetaceae. The transcript has 2 exons.
GAACUUCAUACGGGCCUGGAGGUUUCAACUGCAACCCUGACUUCAACCUCAAGCGUAUCGAGUUCAACUGCGAGUUCUUUUUUCCCGACCCACCCGACCCAUACGACAGGACACAAUAUGGAAGAACGAGUACGCCAAUACCACGCAGAAGCGUCCGGCUUCCUCCCUGCCGGCCCUUCAGGGGAGCCCUCCACCACCACACCUUACAACCCCGUAAAAGUCCUGCGCGCCAUGAACGCAUACAGGAAAUUCAUACAUAAGAACCAAGAUUUCCGCUUCACCGACAAGGACAAGGCCAGGCUGUUUGGCGCCGUUCAAGCUUAUUUUACGUACUGGGAUAGAUCACAGAACGUGGCAGGAGAUGUGCCCGGAGAGCAAAAACCGUCCUCACUACCCCUUAUAGAGGACGCACUCAAAGUCCCUUUCUUCACCACCAAGCAAAAGUCCACGAUGCUGAAGUGGUACGAGGAGGUUCACUCUGCCUCCUCGACUGACUCGAAGGCCAAAUUCAAACAACACGACACACGGAGGGAUAACGAGGAUGAGAACGACGAUUGGGGAGAUCCGGACGCGUGGGGCGCUAGUAGUGAUGACGCUGAGGAUGCUGGGUCAGAAGAUAUUGCGGUAAAUACCAAGGAAUCAAGUCCGGGCGAAAAAAACGGCGGUGAGCCUGGUGCUCAAGGGAAAAACGGCAAACCGAGGCGGGUAGGGAAGAGGCAGAAAUCGGCGCUGGCGCAGACGGGGUAGAUUAAGGAUGGACGAUGUCCUUCAUCGGUGCAGGCGGUGCUACCUUGCUCAGGAAUCACUGGGCACCAACAGAGCUGGUGAAACGAUGCGCGGUCGGCAGUGAGAAGGAGAAUAGU